GCUCAUCUUAUAAGGACCAAAUUGCCAAUCGUUGAUUAUAUUACAAACACACUGUCAGUUUUAGAUCAAGCAAUUCGUAUUUUACAGUUAAUUAUUGAUAUAACUGUCGAAAAUAAUAUGUUAAAAACAUGUCUUCAUAUGAUGUUAUUAUUACAAUGCAUUAAACAGUCAUGUUGGCCCGAGAAUUUUCAAAAUGUUAGCAGACUUUCCGAACCUUAUAUAGAAAAGAUUUGUGAAGCCGUCAACAACAUUCCUAUAAUAGAUGUUGGUUGUCAUAUUAAUCAUGCUAGUGGCUCGAUGGCUCCAAAUGAGAAGCGCACAUUAUUGGCUUUAUUGAAAAGGGUAAAGAAUAUAUCAGGAUACGAUA
Molecule: messenger RNA, 367 nt
Organism: Funneliformis geosporum
Lineage: Eukaryota; Fungi; Glomeromycota; Glomeromycetes; Glomerales; Glomeraceae
Source: the annotation of a GenBank genome assembly